Ipomoea triloba (trilobed morning glory) is the source of this 1092-nucleotide messenger RNA. Its product is annotated as vesicle-associated protein 1-2-like. Gene Ontology annotation, cellular component: endoplasmic reticulum membrane; plasma membrane. The transcript is spliced from 7 exons. NCBI's taxonomy places the organism in Eukaryota, Viridiplantae, Streptophyta, Magnoliopsida, Solanales, Convolvulaceae. Gene Ontology annotation, biological process: endoplasmic reticulum membrane organization. The coding region runs from base 219 to 887 and encodes 222 amino acids. The record is from RefSeq and is a predicted model, not a curated record.
GAACGCAUUACGGAAACACCAAAGCAUUUCCGGUGAUAACUUUCUCAUCAAGCGUCUCUUUCAUCAGUGUUGUUAUUGACAUCCAGGAAUCUCGCCAUCGGAAUCUUUGAAUUACACAGAAAAAAUUCCCCGUUGUUUCCCUCUAUUUAUUCUGAUCUAAAAUCCCCCAUAAACCCUUUCACCAAAUCGACCAAUUUCUCCGCCUUUGACUUGUAGGGAUGAGUGCUGAGGAGCUGUUGAUCAUCGAUCCCCUCGAGCUCAGAUUCCCAUUCGAGCUUAGGAAACCAAUCUCAUGUUCUUUUGAGCUGCUCAACAAAACGGAUUCUCACGCUGCUUUCAAGGUUAAAACAACAAAUCCGAGGAAGUAUACUGUUAGGCCAAACAGUGGCGUUGUCCCCCCUAGAUCAAGGUGUAAUGUUACAGUUACAAUGCAACCUCAGAGUGAGGCACCUCUUGAUAUGCAAUGCAAAGACAAGUUUCUCAUACAGUGUGUGAGUACUCACCCUGGCGUUACACCUAAAGAUAUCUCCCAAGAAACGUUUAAUAAGGAGGUCGGGAAGAAUGUCCAGGAGUGCAAGUUGAAAGUUGUUUACGUUUCACCACCAAGACCGCCAUCUCCAGUUCCAGAAGAACCUGAAGAAGUGCAUUCACCUAGGGCUUCUAGAACUGAAAUGGUGAAUCAGGAUGAGAAUUCUGCUCCCAGGGAUCAAAUUGUGAAACUAAUGGAGGUGAGAGAUGCCAUUAUUCAACAAAAUGGCAAACUGCGUCGAGAGUUGGAGUAUUUGCGGCGAGGAGGUUCACAAAAGCGUGCCGGAGUUCCCCUGCUCUAUGUUUUGCUUAUAGGCUUGAUUGGCAUUCUAAUGGGGUACCUUUUCAGAAAGUCAUGAUCAAGCCCAAAGAUGAGGUUUUGCAAUGGAUUGGAGAGCAAGUUUUUUAGUUAAAAAAUGAGAGAUUGUUUUGGUUAUAACCUGAUACUUUGGGGGUUUCCCCCUUUUUAGUAAACUGUACAUCUAUAAAUCAAGAGAUACUAGACACUAGACAGAACAUGACAUUCAAAAUUUUCGUUCCAAUAUUGAUAUUUUGAUUGCAUCA